CUAGCUUUGAAAGAAAAUAACGACAAAGCCCUACUCAGACACGAACAUGCAGCUCUUAAAGAUAGCUCUAAAUACACUGCAAUCUGUAGGCUUUAUCGCAAAAGGCUAAACUCCCGUAAAACGGAUAUACAAUUCAUUUUAGAAAAUGGCGAAACCACUAGUGACUCUAAAAUAAUUUGUGAGCUUCUAAACUCCCAUUUCUCACAGUCAUAUACCUAUGAUGAUAAUACGUUGCCACAACCUCUAUUCCCUGUACGUUCACAAAAAACCUUAGAAAUUAUCAGCUUUUCUUUAGAUAAUAUUAAGAAAGCAAUCACUUCUCUUAAAAGUUCAAACAACCCAGGUCCUGAUAUGGUUCCCUCAACUUUUUUAAAAUACGGUGGUGAAGACAUUCCUAUUCUCCUUCUUAAAUUGUUCUCUACCUCUCUAUCAACUGGAACAUAUCCAGAUGCAUGGAAAACCACGCACAUUACCCCUAGGUAUAAGUCAGGCUCCCGUUCAAGUGUCAUGAGUUACAGACCCAUUAACCUAACUUCUGUUAUUUCAAGGGUUCUGGAAAAGAUCGUGAAAAGUGCCAUUUUUGACUUCCUCUCUCAAGAGAAACUUAUCACUCCUUAUCAACACGGUUUCAUGAAGUCACGUUCUUGUACGACAUGCCACUUACAAUUUUUCGACCACAUCUCACAACUUAAAGAUUCCAGUAUGAUCACAGUUAUCGUAUACUUAGAUCUUAGUAAAGCCUUUGACACUGUAAGCCACCGACUGUUAAUAUCAAAAGUCCAGUCCUAUGGGAUACAGGGUUCAUUGUUAAGCUGGCUCAGUUCGUUUCUAAGCAACCGGAUGCAGAUGGUCAGGUUAGGUUCCCACACAUCCAACCCCGUUCGGAUAACAAGUGGAGUUAUACAAGGUAGUGUCCUAGGUCCACUGCUAUUCCUGUUAUAUUUCAAUGACAUUUGCGACGUUAUUAAACAUGGCAGACCUUUCCUAUUCGCCGAUGACAUCAAAAUAGUGUAUCACUCACUCAGAAAUGAAGUGUCAUGUGUAUUUAGUAGGAUUCAAGAUGAUAUUGAGAGCGUCCAAUUAUGGUGUAACACAUGGAAAAUGAAGUUUAACGUUGAAAAAUGUGGUGUGCUAUGCUCCAAAAGCAUUUCAUCUGAACUUUCCAUCUCCCUACACAACAAACAUAUUCCUCGUCUGCCGCUUACAACAGACUUGGGUCUGAAAUACACUCCAGAAUUUAGCCUGGCUGAAUACGUUAAAUUACAAGUAUCAAAGGUCAAAAGGCUCUUUGGAUUUUUAUUCCGAAACUUUAAGACCAGUGAAUCCAAAAUAAUGCUGUACAAGUUGUGCGUAAGGCCCUUACUUGAAUUUUGUCCCCCUAUCAUGGACAGUGUCUCCGUAAAAGACAGAUGCAAAUUAGAAAGUCUACAAAGGGCGUUUACUAAACGUCUAGUAGGUGAUAAUCUUUGCAUCUCUUACUAUGACAGAUGUAAUCUAUUCGACUUGGAACCCUUAUGGGUUAGACGACUGAAGUUCAACCUAAAAAUUACAUUUAGGAUUGCCAAAGGGCUUAUAUAUUUCCCCCACAAUGACUUUACUUUCAGUUCACCUAAGAAAUAUAACCUGAGAAAUAAAUCUUCUUCUUUUAAAGUUCCCCGCUGUCAUACAAAAUACAGAUCAAACUCUUUCACUGUGAGAUACCGUUGCAUUUGGAACCGUCUUCCAACUGAAAUUAGAGACAGUCCUACCCCAAAAACUUUCUCAUCUUUGCUGAACAAAUAUUUCAUUAACAACGGGUUAGAAGGGGUAUGUGACAAACUAAAAAUUAGAGAUCUAAUACGGCACUCCUCUGAUCCUCACUGUUAGCUCCUGAAAUCUGUAAACCCUAUGUGUGACAGUCACUUUCACUAUGAUUGCUUUCACAACCCUAGACACCUAUUCUUAAUCAGCCUUAAAUUUUAAACUUUUUUUUAAUUUCCUUCAAAUAUUUUUGCAUAUAUCCCUGAUAAUAUUGUAUUAUGAGUAUUUCAGUAUGCUAAGGUUCAAUCUCAAAUUCCAGAUGCAAAUCAACUGAAGACGACUGGUAUUAAAAUAUCUCCAGAGCCUGCCUAGUGCUAUACGUCUAGCUCUACGCAAAUUAAGGCCAAAAUGGUAGUUGUCUAAAUAUUCAAAUAAACGGUGAAUUUUCUUAUCCUAUUAUUCUAUAACUAUAAUCUUCUCUGUUCAACUUUUCUUGAACAACAUAUUAUAACUUAUCACUGCUUAUUUGCUCAAUGCUGCACGAUUA
Trichobilharzia regenti is the source of this 2287-nucleotide messenger RNA. Lineage: Eukaryota; Metazoa; Platyhelminthes; Trematoda; Strigeidida; Schistosomatidae. The record is from the annotation of a GenBank genome assembly.